AUGAAGGAUUUGUCUACAGUCUCCUUUCUGCACGGCCUAAAGCGGUUCAUAUGCACAAGACGAAGGCCGCAACAAAUUUGGUCAGAUAACGCAACUAAUUUUGUCGGCGCCAGGAAUGAGCUUUUGGAUCUAAAGCGCCUAUUUCUCAGCGACGGCCAUCAGAAGGCGGUCCUGGAAUUUUGUUUGGUUGAGGCUAUUGACUGGCACUUCAUACCGCCACGCUCCCCGCACUUUGGACGCCUGUGGGAACCUGCAGUGAAGACGGCCAAGUAUCACUUCUAUCGUGCUAUAGGCACCUCGGUGCUUGGAUUUGAAGAACUGCGUACGCUGUUAUGCCACAUCACGGCAGUUAUUAAUUCAAGACCCUUAGUAUCCAUUUCAGAGAAUCCUGCCGAUCUGGACGUUUUAACUCUAGCUCAUUUCUUGUAUGGCGGACCUCCUGCUUCGUUCGCUGAGCCUGACGUAACUCAGCUAAAAUUCGAUAGCCUGAACGGAUGGCAGCGCGUUUCAUAUUUGCAGCAGAUCUUCUGGUCCCGAUAG
This is a messenger RNA of Drosophila obscura, 540 nucleotides long. RefSeq lists its product as uncharacterized. NCBI's taxonomy places the organism in Eukaryota, Metazoa, Arthropoda, Insecta, Diptera, Drosophilidae. Bases 1 to 540 code for a protein of 179 amino acids. The transcript has a single exon. The record is from RefSeq and is a predicted model, not a curated record. Gene Ontology annotation, molecular function: nucleic acid binding.